Molecule: messenger RNA, 1976 nt
Organism: Eruca vesicaria subsp. sativa (arugula)
Lineage: Eukaryota; Viridiplantae; Streptophyta; Magnoliopsida; Brassicales; Brassicaceae
Source: the annotation of a GenBank genome assembly
GCAAAUUCGUGACAAGUUUCAAUAUACAAAUCUGGUACAAGCAACCAUUCAAGUUUUCCAACAACCUCACCGGUCAUCCGCACGGUCUCUUCAAAUCUGUGUCAGCUUCCUUAACUAAUCACCGCCAAAUCAGAUCUCAGAUGGGUAAGUAUAAGGUCAUGAAACCGGUUAACGAGGUUGAUGUCUCUAGUGUCAAAUACAAAGAAGAAGACAUCAAAGCUCCUCAUUUGACUGGCUUUUUGUUCAAGUUGUUCGUUAAGAUGCUUGAAACACCACUUAUAGGCUCAGUGAUUGUAGAGUCGUUAAAGAAGAAUAACGGCAUGACCCAGAUUUUUCGCAACACAGUUAUACCAGAAGAGCCCAUGUUUAGACCUGUCUUCCCAUCUCAAAAACCGGAGCUUGAUGUUGUCCUUGUUGGAGAAGAUGAAAGCCCUGUAAACAGAUUAGAAACAGCCUUGAAGUGUCUUCCUCAAUAUGAUCCUUCUCUUAGCUUCAAUGCAGAUUCAAGCUCAUCUUUUCGUUACUGGAAGAUACGUGAUUAUGCAUAUGCUUAUAGAUCUAAGCUCACAACUCCAUCUGUGGUGGCAGAAAAAAUAAUCUCAAUCAUUGAGGAGUUUAGGUAUGACAAAUCUCCAACACCGUUUUUGAUUACCUUUGAUGCUAAUGACGUUAGAAAACAAGCUAAAGCUUCUACACAGAGGUUUGAAGAAGGACAUCCAAUAUCAGUUUUAGAUGGAGUUUUUGUAACAAUCAAGGAUGAUAUUGACUGUUUACCACAUACCACAACCGGUGGAACAACAUGGCUGCAUGAAGCUCGUUCUGUGGAGAAAGAUUCAGUGGUUGUUUCAAGACUUCGUAGUUGUGGUGCAAUCUUACUUGGUAAGGCUAAUAUGCAUGAGUUAGGCAUGGGGACUUCAGGGAACAAUUCAAAUUAUGGAACAACAAGAAACCCACAUGCACCUGAAAGGUACACAGGAGGAUCUUCUUCAGGUUCAGCAGCCAUUGUUGCAGCUGGACUAUGUCCAGCUGCUCUAGGAACAGAUGGUGGAGGUUCUGUUCGCAUCCCUGCAUCACUUUGUGGUGUAACAGGACUGAAAACAACAUAUGGCCGGACAGAUAUGACAGGGUCAUUAUGUGCAGGUGGAACAGUGGAAGUUGUUAGUCCAGUUGCUUCAUCCCUAGAAGAUGCUCUCUUAGUGUAUGCAGCAAUCUUGGGGUCUUCAUCUGCAGAUAGACUUAACUUGAACCCGACAACACCCUGUCUUCCCAAGUUAGUGUCUCAAUAUGGAGGCAAUGCUAUAGGAUCUCUACGGCUAGGGCAAUAUACAAAGUGGUUUAAUGAUGUUCAUUCAAGUGAAAUCUCUGACAAAUGUGAAGAUAUCCUUAAGCUUCUAUCAAACAACGAUGGUUGCCAAGUAGUGGAAAUAGUGGUUCCUGAACUAGAAGAGAUGCGUGCAGCUCAUGUUGUCUCUAUAGGGUCUGCAACACUGUGUUCUAUUACUCCUUAUUGUGAGGCUGGGAAAAAAACAAAGUUAUCUUAUGAUACUCGUACUAGCUUUGCGAUCUUCAAGUCAUUUUCUGCUUCAGAUUAUAUUGCUGCUCAGUGUCUUAGGAGAAGGUUGAUGGAGUAUCACUUGGACAUUUUCAAGAACGUUGAUGUUAUUGUGACACCUACAUGUGGUAUGACAGCUCCUCUGAUACCCCCUGAAGCUGUGGAAAAUGGAGAAACCAAUUUUCAAGUGGCAGCUUAUCUAAUGCGGUUUGUUGUAGCUGGAAAUCUCCUGGGCUUUCCGGCCAUAUCUGUCCCUGUUGGGUAUGAUAAGGAAGGGAUGCCAAUAGGAUUACAAAUAAUGGGAAGACCUUGGGCUGAAGCUACUGUUCUUUCUUUAGCUGCUGCUGUUGAGGAGCUGGCUCCAGUUACCAAGAAACCUGCUGUUUUUCAUGACAUUCUCAGUACAAACAGAAUCCAUACGUGA